This is a messenger RNA of Penicillium odoratum, 1680 nucleotides long. RefSeq lists its product as uncharacterized. The transcript is spliced from 5 exons. Gene Ontology annotation, biological process: amino acid transmembrane transport. NCBI's taxonomy places the organism in Eukaryota, Fungi, Ascomycota, Eurotiomycetes, Eurotiales, Aspergillaceae. Gene Ontology annotation, cellular component: membrane. Gene Ontology annotation, molecular function: amino acid transmembrane transporter activity. The coding region runs from base 1 to 1680 and encodes 559 amino acids. The record is from RefSeq and is a predicted model, not a curated record.
AUGACUGCCUCCGAGGUAGACUUUGAGAAGAAAGUGCCGUCGGUUCAUCCGGCGUCUGCUUCUGAUGCCACGCCUCCGGCUUAUGGUGAGGAAGCGCCUGCCUCCGAUAUUGAGGCGGGCACAAAUGUCCUCAAGCGAAAUCUCAAGGGCCGUCACAUGCAGAUGAUUGCCAUUGGUGGUGCCAUUGGUGCAGGUCUAUUCGUCAGUACGGGAUCAGCUCUACGAGAGGGAGGUCCCGGCUCUUUGCUUCUUGGUUAUCUGAUUGUUGGUUUCAUGUUAUUGUUAACCAUACAAGCGCUGGGAGAACUAGCCGUCCUUUACCCUGAAAAUGGUGCCUUCUUCACUUACUGCGUCCGGUUCAUCAGUCCUUCCUGGGGUUUUGCCGUCGGCUGGGACUAUGCACUGAAUUGGCUUGUCAUUUUACCUUUCGAACUCACCGCUGCUAGUAUGACCAUCCAGUACUGGCGAGAUGACUUGAACAUUGGUAUUUGGAUCGCAGUGUUCUUAGUCGUCCUAUCUGCGAUCCAGGUCUUUGGUGUCCGUGGCUACGGUGAAGUCGAAUUUGUCCUCGGUGUUAUUAAGGUCACUGCCGUCAUCGGUUUUAUCAUCCUCGGUAUCGUCAUCGACUGCGGUGGUGCCCCCAAGGGUGGAUACAUUGGAGCGAAGUACUGGCACGACCCUGGCGCUUUCACAAGCUUCUACGGUUUCUGCUCUGUCUUCACCACCGCCGCGUUUGCCUUCAGUGGUACUGAGAUGACUGGUCUUGCUGCUGCCGAGGCCGAAAACCCUGCCAAGUCCGUCCCCAAGGCCUGCAAGCAAGUCUUCUGGCGUAUCAUGAUCUUCUACGUCGUCGGAACCUUCAUCGUCGGUCUCAUCGUGCCCUACAACGCCUCAUACCUCAUUGGUGCCUCAGGCGCUAACACCAAGGCCUCUCCCUUCGUCGUCUCUAUCCAGAAUGCUGGUAUCUCCGGUCUUCCAUCAGUCAUGAACGCCGUCAUCACCAUCUCGGUUAUCAGUGUCGCCAACUCCGCAACAUACGGAUCGAGUCGUACUAUCCAGGCUCUGGCUGGCCGCGGCAUGGCUCCCAAGUGGAUGGCUUACAUUGACAGCAAGGGCCGACCUAUCUGGUGUAUCCUUCUCCAGAUCGCAUUCGGCUUCCUUGCUUUCAUCAACGAGGCUACCUCCACCGGUGACGUUAUCUUCGACUGGCUUCUUGCCUUGUCCGGUAUUUCCAACUUCUUUGUCUGGGGCAGUAUCUGCUUGGCACACAUCCAGUUCCGCAAGGCUUGGAAACACAAUGGCCGUGAGGUCAGCGACCUUGCCUACGUCGCUCCCUUCGGUAGCAUUGGUAGCUGGGUUGGCCUGGCUCUUAACGUUCUCUGCUUGAUCGCUGAGUUCUAUGUGUCGGUGUACCCCAUGAACGCCGAGGACUUCUUCAUGAACUACCUCGCCGCUCCGGUCGCCAUCGGGCUGUUCAUUAUCUGGCAGGUUUACACCUAUUUCAACAAGGAUCCCAAGCUUGACCGUGGAGGUUGGUUCAUUAAGAUUGAGGAUAUGGAUGUCUUCAGCGGCAUGCGUGAUGGCAUUCUUGAUGUUGAUCUGCCACCGAAGAUCGAGUACCCUACUUGGGGUGCUUGGUUCAAGGCAGCUCCCAUGAGAGUUUUCCGCUCUUUGAUCUAG